Mus musculus (house mouse) is the source of this 4324-nucleotide messenger RNA. RefSeq names its product BarH like homeobox 1 (gene Barhl1). The transcript is spliced from 5 exons. Bases 1399 to 2382 code for a protein of 327 amino acids. Gene Ontology annotation, cellular component: nucleus. Lineage: Eukaryota; Metazoa; Chordata; Mammalia; Rodentia; Muridae. Gene Ontology annotation, biological process: regulation of DNA-templated transcription. Gene Ontology annotation, molecular function: DNA-binding transcription factor activity, RNA polymerase II-specific; sequence-specific double-stranded DNA binding; DNA binding. The record is from RefSeq and is a predicted model, not a curated record.
CACACACACACACACACACACACACACACACACACACACUUAUCCAAAAAACACUAGCUUCUCAGGACAUACGCCCUAGAGAGGCCACUGACUGGGGAUGAAGAGGUCACUGCCUUGUUUCUUGUGCCGCCUCGCUCAGGCCACAGUCAAAUCCGUGGGUCCCCUUAACGCUCCAGACUUGAUCUUUCCCACGGUUCAGCUCUCGCCUCCGAAUUAGGCCUCACUCUGGUCUCUUUUCCAAAAGACAUCAGUCCUAACCUUCUGCAGGCCCAGUAGGCCCAGAGGCAAGGAGAGAAUUGUGGUGUUCUACAUGGCGUGUGUGUGUGUGUGUGUGUGUGUGUGUGUGUGUGUGAGAGAGAGAGAGAGAGAGAGAGAGAGAGAGAGAGAGAGAGAGUGAAGAGACCUAGAACCCAAGCAAAACACCCUGAAAAUAAAAUUUUAAAUGCUUCUUGUACUAGGAAAAGGAUUCCCUACACAUCCACGUCUUUUCUCCACUGGGUUAUGCUGCCAUUUUGUGGGAUGAGGAAGGGAAAUUAGGAGGAAGAAAGGGGAUGUAGAUAGGAUCCCGGUUCGGUCAAGUAGUUGGAAUAAUUGUGGACAAGCUCAGGAGAAGGCUUUCAAGGCCCAACAUCCAAACUCCAGGCCACGCAGCCCAGCUGGCCCUCCUCCCACCGGUCGGUCCCUGCCCCCCUUGGCUAAUCAUCUUCAUUAGAGGCGUCAUCGCUGACCUAAUGAAAGCAAACUGUGUGGAAAUCGCCGGUAAAUAGUUAGGUCUGUGCUGUAAUUAAUUCAGUGUCUCUUUUAAUCAAACUGGAAAAGAAUCGGGCCGCGGGUUGUAGAGACGUGACAUCACCCCCAAAAUCGGCCCGAACCAAUCAGCGUCAUCACUCCGGGGACACGUGGGAAGUGGGGGUGGCGGCGAAGGCGCGCGCGGAGGACAGGUGAGAGCUGCGGUGGGAGCCGCAGGGCGCUGUCCACGGUGCUGGCGGGGCCGAGCAGGAGCUCCGGGGCCAGGUGGGGCUGCUCGAUCCCGGGGCCGCUGUCGCUGUCCGCGGUGCUGAGGCCUCCAGGGAUCCUCGGGCCGUUCUUCUACCCUUUGGCUCUCCCCAACUUGGCGCGCCCUCCUCCCAUUCCUCCUGACACUCCCACCACCACCCCCCCUCGGCUCGGCGGCUCGGCGCGGUGCUGCAGAAGACGCGUUGAGCCCUUUUGGAUGUAAUGCGCAGAGGAGGUUGGCCCAGAGCUCCCGGGCUCCCCCAAGGCUGAACUCCGUCCAAGGUGCCCACAGGCUCCCUGCCCGCCUUCCCCAUGCCAGCCCGCAGCUAGGGGCAGGGGCAGCGGCGGCUGGGGUUGGGGGUGGGUGGGGAGCUUUUGGGGAGGACAGGUUGCAGCUUGGCUAUGGAAGGCUCUAAUGGCUUUGGGAUUGACUCCAUUCUCUCCCACCGAGCGGGCAGCCCCGCCCUUCCCAAGGGGGACCCCUUGCUUGGGGACUGCCGUUCACCCCUGGAGCUGAGUCCACGCUCAGAGAGCAGUAGCGACUGCUCUUCACCAGCCUCGCCCGGAAGAGACUGUCUGGAGACCAGUACCUCGCGGCCUGGUGCAGCAUCUGGCCCAGGUUUGGACUCUCACCUGCAACCGGGGCAGCUUUCAGCCCCAGCCCAGUCGCGAACUGUCACCUCCUCCUUUCUGAUCAGGGACAUCCUUGCUGACUGCAAACCUCUCGCGGCCUGUGCACCCUACUCUAGCAGUGGGCAGCCUGCAGCCCCUGAGCCUGGGGGCCGCCUUGCGGCCAAGGCCGGGGAGGACUUUCGAGACAAGCUGGACAAAAGUGUCAGCAGCGCUUCAUCAGACUCUGAGUACAAAGUGAAGGAGGAGGGCGACCGCGAGAUCUCCAGCUCUCGGGACAGUCCCCCGGUGCGCCUGAAAAAGCCACGCAAAGCACGCACCGCCUUCACCGACCAUCAGCUGGCGCAGCUGGAGCGUAGCUUCGAGCGGCAGAAAUACCUGAGCGUGCAAGACCGCAUGGAGCUAGCCGCCUCGCUCAACCUCACCGACACGCAGGUCAAGACCUGGUACCAGAACCGCAGGACUAAAUGGAAGCGACAGACGGCCGUGGGGCUGGAGCUGCUAGCGGAGGCAGGCAAUUACUCGGCGCUCCAGAGAAUGUUCCCGUCGCCUUAUUUCUACCCGCAGAGUCUGGUUUCCAAUCUGGACCCCGGUGCCGCACUCUAUCUGUACCGCGGACCCAGCGCGCCACCUCCUGCCCUUCAGAGACCUCUGGUGCCCCGCAUCCUCAUCCACGGACUCCAGGGCGCCAGCGAGCCGCCCCCGCCGCUGCCCCCGCUGCCCGGCGUCCUCCCGCGCGCCGCGCAGCCCCGGUGAAGCUCCCGCUUGCCCCAAACCAUGCUCUGGGACCCCCAGCUCAGGCUGGGCGUGGGUCCCUCCCUUCGCCCCGGGGCAGGGCUGCUGGGCUCCCCUCCGCAGCCCAGUGUCCCCGUGUGGGAGAAAUUCACUGAGGCUACCCCUCCCCUACGUCCUCUCUCUUGGCUGCUCCAUCCAGGAGCUACUUACACUCGCCGGAUGUACAUAUGCGUCCUUGCCCACCUCUCACCAAGCCCCGGAUCCUUGCGGACUUCCCCAGGUGCCCCCUGUCCCCUCAGCAGCAGGUAGGGGACGCCGGUGUCCCAGGCCUGGGGCCCACCCUUCUUGCACCUCUGCGGGACAGAGUGGGAGCGCUAUACGGAGCUUCCCUCCCAUUUCCUUUAUUCUUCCUAAGCCCCGGGCUAGCAGCGGAGCUGUACAUACAGUGUGCAAAGUGUAUAUGAAGUUAUUUAUUCGUGACCCAUGAGCCCGUGACCGUGUCAGUGAAUCAGUGAGUCUGUGGCCUGUGCCCUCCCCAUCCCGGGUGGGCAGGAAGGGGCCAAGAGGGCUUGCCCACACAUCCUGGCCCCCAGUCCCGCUCCCUCCACCCAGGUCCCAGGGCAGCCAGACCUCUUGGGUUAUCUUUUUUUAAAUGUGAAAAUAAACUUCUUACAAAUGACUAGGCGCCUGUCCGCGCUACCUUCCGUUGGCUCCCGCUCAGGCCCUCCCCACUCCUUCCUCCAUAAAUAACUUUGGCACCUCUGGAACUACAGAUCCUUUCACUGGCAAGAAGAGGGAGAAUUCGUCUCCCUCUUGUCCCGUUCCCCAGUUCCUGGGUGUUGUAGUCAUGCUUAGGAGACUUGGGCUGGACUCCCAGGGGUCUCCCCGUUUCCACCCCGAGGCUCUUGGCCUUCUCAUCUGAUUUGUCCCGUUUCCACACGGUCUUAGGAGGUCACGGGCGAGGCCAACGCUCGGCCUCCCUCUGCUGCGCGACAGGCCGCGAAGCACUCACUGAGCCGACUCAUCUGGCUCAGGCCAGGGCGCCGGCAGCUGGUGCCCGGCCCUGCGGGCGCGGGGCAGACAGAUGGACUCCGAGGCUGCUCCCCGUUGCCCCACCCUCCUCCGCCCGGCGCCCCCCGCUCUGGCUACCCGCAGCUCCUAGUCUCUAAUGCCUGGUAGGAUCCCAUGGGCCUUUGCGACGCCACGUUAGGCAACCCUUUGCUCUCUCUCCAUCCUCCCCUUGUUCCAGUCCUGGGAGAAAUAGGAGCAGGGGAGGGGGCAGAUCAACCACCCGCCUCUGGCUCUGAGAUUUCAGGGGAGUCAGACUCCAGAUCACGUUCAAAGGGCCAAGGUCAUCUCCUGACACUGGUCCGUCUCCCGGGACCUGGGCGCAGGUGCUCCCCUCCCCCACACCACCUGCAGCACACUGACCUGCAGAUGGAAGAAAUGCUUGGGAGUUUGGAUACUUGCAAGCCAAGCACCUUCCCAGCUUUUCUGGCCUAACCUGAGAGAACAAGGCAGUGGAGGGAGGGGGCGUGUUCAGAAAGACACCCCCCCAACCAUUUUGGCUACUGUUUCCUCCCCCACCCACUAGCAUCCUCGCACCCAGGCUUUUAUUUUCUGGGAUGGUGGGGCUAUUAUUCUAAUUUUGCAAAAUGCACAGCAGCUAAUUAAGUCAAGGAGCCCCUCGGCUUUCAAGUUCUUUUGCAUGUGAAUGCAGGCUGGUAAAUCCCUCGAUCUGGCUGUGGUGGGGUGUGAGGGGGACUGUCCCCAACUCAGGGUUAAUGAAGUGGGAAAGGAGUCUCUCAUAGCCUCCUGCAAACAAAACCCCCCAAGCAACAAACCCUGCCCAAAUCCUACACGGAUUGACUUAAACCCAGGGGAUAAGUGCUUUAAAUUAAUCUCAUUGAAUAAGAAUGAGACCAAACAAAACUCUUUAAAAUCAUAUUAAAAAUCUAUCAAA